This is a messenger RNA of Corticium candelabrum, 1368 nucleotides long. RefSeq names its product tigger transposable element-derived protein 6-like. The record is from RefSeq and is a predicted model, not a curated record. Gene Ontology annotation, molecular function: DNA binding. The transcript has a single exon. The coding region runs from base 248 to 937 and encodes 229 amino acids. Gene Ontology annotation, cellular component: nucleus. NCBI's taxonomy places the organism in Eukaryota, Metazoa, Porifera, Homoscleromorpha, Homosclerophorida, Plakinidae.
UCGUAUAACAGUUGGUCUGUUUGUGAAUGCCACAGGAACUGACAAGUUUGUUCCAAUUGUCAUUGGCAAUGCAAAGUCUCCUCAUUGCUUUGGACGGUGGAAGCCUGCUGAUAUUGAUGUGCAAUAUUACAGUAACAAGACUGCAUGGAUAAAUGGACAAGUAUUUGUUGCAGUCAUACACUCAUUUAUCUUGCAUAUUGCAGCAAGAGCCAAUGCAUCCACAUGUAACUCCAAAACUUACCUUGUGAUGGAUAAUGCCACGUCCUACAUCUUACCUCAUGAUGCAGCUCCAUGGCAAAGUGGACAGUUGAAAGUGUUCACUCUUGGUAACCGUGUAGUCAUUUUCCUGCCUGCCAAUACCACAUCCACUGAACAACCUCUUGAUUCUGGCAUUAUCAAAGCCUUUAAAGCAGCUUUUCGAAGGAGGCACAUCUCCUGGAUUGUAGAGCAGCUUGAAUUAGAUGAUACUGACGACGUCAGUAAAAUCAAGCCCAACAUGAAGCAAGCUAUUGAAUGGGUCAGCUACGCCUUGAAAGAGGUUAAAGUAGAAACAGUGGUCAACUGCUGGAGGAAAGCGGGCAUAUUGCCACCAAGAGAGACGGAGAUGGAUGAAAUUGACACUGGCAUUUCUACAGAAGAUACAGAGCUUUUAGAGGAGUUAUCAACAGUUGUGAAUCAAAUGGCUAAAACUGUCAAUGUUGCUGGUGAGUCAUUUUUGAGCCCUGAUAAGUUGCUAGAUUUGCCAAUUGAAAGAGAAAUAGAAGACAACCCUAUUGACGAUGCAUUACACGAAGUACAACAAGACCCAGAUGUUGAUGUGGUUGAGGAGAUUGAGGAAGACCCAGUAGACAACAUUGAACCUCCUAUAAUCACUCUUCGAGAUGCCCGUUGCCAUACCAUAUUCGAGCCGUUUCCACUUUCCUAUCUCAGAACUUAACUAUACUAAAGAACAAGGAACUUCUGCAGGCAGCUGAUGGAAUCAAGUCUUCAUUAGACAGAAUAGUUACUUCUGUUCAUCAUCGACAAGCGACCUUGAACCAGUGGAUCGAUGACUAGUGUACUGUGAUUAAUGAGGCUAAACAGUUGGAACAUUUAAAUGUCACUAAGCAUAGUUUAAAGUAAGAACUUGUGCACAGACAGUGGUUCAGAUUGCAUUACCUUUAUAACAAUAUUACCCUUAUAAGGAUAUGCUAGCGUGAAACGGAGAUAUCAUUAUAGGUGUAGGGUGACUGUACUUAGCACCUUCAUACAUAUCACGUAACAAUGUAUAACGUAGCAAUCUAUUGUGAGUUGCUGGUUGACCAUCAUUUUUAUGGACUUUACUGCCUGUACCGAUCUCAUUGGUCUCUGCCAUCAGCUCCAGACAAA